Molecule: messenger RNA, 405 nt
Organism: Telopea speciosissima
Lineage: Eukaryota; Viridiplantae; Streptophyta; Magnoliopsida; Proteales; Proteaceae
Exons: 1
Coding region: 1-405 (134 amino acids)
Molecular function (GO): RNA-DNA hybrid ribonuclease activity; nucleic acid binding
Source: RefSeq, a predicted model, not a curated record
AUGGGGGAAGUGGUGGCUGGCUUUGCUAGCUUCUAUGGUGACUGUUCCAAUGAUAUUGUAGAAUUGCGAGCACUGAGAGAUGGUUUAAAAAUGUGUGAGAGGUUAGGCUACACGGAGAUCCAGGCCAACUCAGACUCGACAGCUACUAUCAUGACUGUGAUGAAAGGAAGGCAUGGUAAUUGGAAAGGAUGGUAUUGGAUGCAGGAAAUUCAAGUGUUGAUUAACCGCAUCAAACCAAAAAUUUCAUUCACAUAUAGAGAAGGGAACAGGGCGGCAGAUUACCUAGCUAGUUUAGCUUGUGAACAGAAAAGAGACCUGGUGUUUCACGGGGAAAAUCAAUUACCACAAGAACUCCGCAGGAUUACUCGAGAAGAGGCUUUAGGCCUAGCAGUGAUUUGCUUUUGA